Molecule: messenger RNA, 1788 nt
Organism: Daphnia pulicaria
Lineage: Eukaryota; Metazoa; Arthropoda; Branchiopoda; Diplostraca; Daphniidae
Product: putative phosphatidate phosphatase
Exons: 9
Coding region: 171-1007 (278 amino acids)
Biological process (GO): signal transduction; phospholipid metabolic process; phospholipid dephosphorylation
Molecular function (GO): phosphatidate phosphatase activity
Source: RefSeq, a predicted model, not a curated record
GUUCAACGUGGACGUCUGCUCCGACAAUUUUAUUUUUAUCACUGUGUUCUGUUUAAAGUGUUUAGUCUACCGUUUUUUAAAAAAGUAAGAUCGCAAAGCUAGCCAUUUCCACAGUGUGUUUGUUGUUGUUGAGGUGAAAUCAGCUGACAUAGUAAUUCGAGAUUUUGAGAAUGACUUCUGCUGCACUCAUUCGCCAACUGGUCAUCGACGCUAUAUGCCUUGCUAUUGUUUGGCUGCCGGUUCUACUUUUGGAUCUGAUCGGGAAGCCUUUCGAGCGAGGAUUCUAUUGCGAUGACACCUCUAUUCGAUAUCCUUACAAAGACUCGACGGUCACCAGCGCUGUGCUCUACAGUUACAGCCUCGGCCUACCCAUUGCAAUGAUUAUUACUGUGGAGAUUUUCCGCUGGAAACAUAACUUGAAAUCGGAAAAUGUAAGUCGCCAGAACAUAUGUUCUACGAUCAACAUUUCGUCAUCAAUCCGCAUCCCUUCUGUGAUCGCUGAGAUCAUCCAUCUGGUCGUUAUUUUCCUCUUCGGUGCGGCUUGUUCACAGGUGGCCACAGAUUUUGGCAAAUACACCGUCGGUCGUCUCCGUCCUCACUUUAUUGACAUGUGUAAACCUGAAAAUUUAUCCGAGUUGUGUCCGCUGGGUGGACCACCCGUUUACAUCACCGAUUUCAAAUGUACUGGUACGAACGAGCAAAGAAUUAAGGAUUCUAGAUUGUCUUUCCCAUCUGGUCACGCUUCCUUUUCGGCCUACGCAAUGCUGUUUCUAGCUCUUUAUCUCCAGCGAAGGAUGAAUUGGACUGGAUCCAAGUUAUUUCGUUCAACUAUCCAAAUUACAGCACUGAUGCUUACGUGGUACACUGGCCUUUCACGAAUUACUGACUACAAACACCAUUGGAGUGAUGUGUUAGCGGGGUUCUUCAUUGGAUUCACCGCUGCAUCGUUAACGGCGCUGUUCUCUCUUGAGUCUCGACUAAGGUACAGGGACUUUUGUAUUGUUUAGUGUUCAAAUAAAGUAGUGAUGUACUAUUUAUUACCUUCCAUUCCCAAUGCUUUCCACAUCCCGAUAGAAAACAUGCACUUCCAUGAGAUACAGGAAGAGGAAGAACAGUAUUUGCUACAUUUUGGUCUUGUCUAAAUGUGUAAUUUUAAAAAACAAGCCUUAUUUGUCCUUUGGCUGUUUAACAUGAUUGUUCAUUUAAAAAUUAGGGUAUUAUUAAAAAACUGAUUAAUUGAUUGGAUGAACCAUCUAAUUUGACAGAAAGUGAUUUACAGUGGCUUACACGAAACUGGGGAGGGGAAUUCCGGAAUAGACACAUAAACAUAACAAGUUUCUUUUUCUUUCAAAUAGUUUGGUUUCAAGCAUGUUUCAAGUGUCCACUAGAUGACGCGAGGGUCUUCGUUAAAUAAGACAGACUGACAGACAACAGUGAACAGUGUCGUCCUCUUUCAUUUCGACUUUCGAGUUUCUCAGUUCUCAUCACUGAGAGGAAAUGUAAAUGUACUGUUGCUCAUUGCGGUUUACUUUUUGUUUUCCUUUUUCGUAAAAAAAUGGUAAUAUAGACUGAAUUUCUACUUGGCAAUCAAUUGAUCAUCUCAUCAUGUGGCCUUAACUGCUGGUCAUUUUUGAAGUAGGCAGAUUGCCAGAUGGGCAGGUGAUUUUGCCAAAAUGUCGCCUCAUGCAACCUGUUCCGGCCGGACGUUUCGUCACAUGGAGAACAACCAACCAGGUUAAGUCUGGGCUUUCUUCAUUGUUGUCCAAAUUUGCUUCGUCACAUGGAGAA